Molecule: messenger RNA, 696 nt
Organism: Sitophilus oryzae (rice weevil)
Lineage: Eukaryota; Metazoa; Arthropoda; Insecta; Coleoptera; Curculionidae
Exons: 3
Coding region: 1-696 (231 amino acids)
Source: RefSeq, a predicted model, not a curated record
AUGUUCCUGCUUUGCAUUCUAAACACUUUUCUUAUUGUGCAGAAAAGUCAAAGGAAACGCCGCCAUAAAUCGGUGCCCAUAUUUUCAUCAAGCUCGGACUCUGACAGCUCGUCUAAUGUUGAAUCAAUAUGUUUAAGUGCCUCUGAAUGUAAUUCCAAUGCAAAUUCAAUAGUUACGAGUCAAAGAAAUUUGGAGGUUGCCAGUCCUCGAGACACCACAAAUGAGGUCACCGCGAAUCAAGAGAGUCAAAUUGAGGAAGAUCUUCCUCCAGAAGUUUUAGACCUCCUAGGGGUCGAUAAGGCAAGACAACCUCAAUUGACAGAAGCUAUCCACGUUUCCGUGGCCCGAAGGUGGGAAAAAUUGCUUAAGUCAGGUAUGGAGUCUGAUUCUAUAGCAGAGUUGGUAAAAAAGUAUCCACCCAUGACAAAUUGUCUAGUUGCGGCUCCUCAAUUAAAUAAACAGGUCUGCGCGGUACUGUCUGAACAACAUAAAAAUCGCGAUAUACGCUUAGCAGAAUUGCAGAAUCAACUUGGGGCAAGCAUGUCAGCCAUCGGUCGUGCCCUUUCCUGCCUAUUAAAUGAGGGUGAAGACAGAAAUUUGCCUCUGAUUGAACUUCUCAGCGAUGCGGGCAAACUAUUAGCAAAUGUUCAUUUGAAGACUCUAGUCCCGAAGAAACCUUGUAUUGACUGGGGUUAA